CUGGUUUGGCAUGAGCGGUCCCUGCGAUGAGAUGGCAGAGAAACGAAAGCUUCGAGCACCUCCUACGACGCGGACGCGAAAAUCCGACGCGACCACCCCACAACGCCAGGUCCCCGCGAAAAGAAAAGCUUCGGCGACGCCAGCUCCAAAGCUCCCUGAACCAGUCGAAGAGGAGCCUCUCCCCACGAAGAUCAAGGAAGGAAACCCACUGCCAACCCUCGCUAAAGUACAGCCGGGAAACCUGUCAUUGCGGGAUUAUCAGCCCUAUGACGAAAGCGCUGUGGUCGCUGCCGCUCUUCGACGGUCGCAGACAAGAUGGCUCCACGAGUGUAUUUUCGAAAAAUACUGGACAAAGCCGUCCAGAAAGAAAGGCCAGCCGCAGCCCGCAACUCCAAAUCCUCCGAAGGAAUCCAUGACCAAAUUGGGCCCGUGUACAAUUGUGAUUGAACCUCACCAUUUCGACGUUAUGCUUUAUACCGUGCGCAAUCCGCAAUCCCAACAACAAACGCCACCCCCUCCUCCUCCCCCUUCUCAAAAGCCUCUGAUCCAUGUUCAAUACACUGCGCCAAGCAACUCGAAUACCUUCCACCAAUAUCAACCUCCUCCGCCAGCAAACCAGUCCCGGCAGUCUCCUCAGGUCCCGCAAACCUCCCAUCUGCCGGCUUUACAUAGCCCCCAAGUGUCACAACCAGCACCCAAAACCACAUUUGCACCACCCUCACAACCCAUCCAGCCAGCACAGCAGAGCGCCGGACAGACGUAUCAAAAUAAUCAUUUUGGACCACUCUCUAGCUCUCCUUCGGAAACACCUUCUAGACCGCUUACUUCGCAUGGCGAAUCGCAACCCAGUCCCCCACCUCAAAAGCCUCCAGAUCCGCCCCCACAACCCCCGAAAGGCAGCGCGGAUCCAGUCAUACAAAUGUUGGCUACAAGAGCUGCAGUGAAUCCUGAGCUAAAGGCGCUCAUGCGGGUUGUUGCCUCGAGUGAAGCGUCGCAAGAGCAGUUGCGUGCCUUUCAAGCUCAUAUUGACGAGCUCAAUGCGAUCAUCGCUAGCCGAAACCAGCAAGAAUCACGGAUCAAUUCUCCACAGACUAAUUCGCCCUAUCAUCCUAAAUCUACUUCCAUGUCUCCUGCGCCGCCUGGACCUUCCGGCCCGCCGGCGGCUAGCAGGCCCGGAGCAAAACCACUUAUCUUUCAGCCACAAUCCCAUAAUCCUCCUCCGAUCCAGUAUUACAGUCCUUCUAACCAUCAGCCAUCUCGCUCUUCACCGUCUACUCCGCCGAUACGAUCCAAAUUCCCGCAGCACCCUCCACCAAAAACCUACCUUCAUCAACAAAGGCCACCGCCACAACUCCAGCCCGCUAAACAGGAUAUUAAAGCAGUGGUUUUUGAAUUUAUUACUCCUCCAGGCCCUGGGCUUGCUGCUUCAGGAGAUCGAUAUCUUCUUCCCGAAAAUAUGAUUAUCGAUUAUAUACCGCCAGGGACGCAGGUCAUAGCUUCGUUUCUUGUGGUUAAGAAAGUUGGCCCUAACGGAACCCCUCUAGAUACACCUUCCUCGACAAAUACCAAAUCAAAAGCGAAAAAAACCAAAAUCGCGUCAACACCCGACGGCACUCCCAAGGCCGGGACACCUUCAAAUGCCAUGCCUCAAGCACCUUUGCCACAGAAAACAGCACAGUCAAAAACCGAUCAAUCUGCUAGGGAUACGCCGGAAACCAAUAACGACUCAUCCCCCAAAAAGACACAAGAAAAAGAAUAUUACCAACCCAUCACAAUGCGCUUGUUUGCGAGUAAUGCACGUGUUCUUGAACCCCUUGCCCGAGUUGUUAAACCUCUGGUCGAGGUUCAACGGUACAUGAACGAUGUGAUGGAUCGGGUUGAACGGGCUCCUAUUCGCUACCUCGCAAUGAGAUUACCUUGCGAAAAACCCGGCAAGAAUGGGACGGAUGAUAGUGAUACUGUCCAAGCGAGCGCGGGUGACCCAUCGUCCAGAACCGGAAAUACGACAAUUGGCAAUAAGACUAAGGAUAGGAGUGAAACGGGAGCAGCAGUAAAGGAAGGGACAGAGAAUAGAGAGACUGAAGCUACCCCUAGCUUGGGCGAGGACAAUGAAGAAUUGAAGGACUUCUAUGAUGCUCCCUUUGGACUUGUCCCUUUGAGGUAACCAUCCGUUUGAUGAGGGGUGCUGAUUCUGUAAUAUAUAUAAACCUUUUAGGCUUGAGAGACUCGGAA
Coccidioides posadasii C735 delta SOWgp is the source of this 2232-nucleotide messenger RNA. RefSeq lists its product as uncharacterized. Gene Ontology annotation, biological process: chromatin remodeling. The record is from RefSeq and is a predicted model, not a curated record. Gene Ontology annotation, cellular component: Swr1 complex. Gene Ontology annotation, molecular function: ATP-dependent H2AZ histone chaperone activity. Lineage: Eukaryota; Fungi; Ascomycota; Eurotiomycetes; Onygenales; Onygenaceae.